Molecule: messenger RNA, 3373 nt
Organism: Cyanistes caeruleus (blue tit)
Lineage: Eukaryota; Metazoa; Chordata; Aves; Passeriformes; Paridae
Source: RefSeq, a predicted model, not a curated record
UAUUUUCAGGUUUUAAAAGCAGACUUCUUUCCUUGGAGGGGAGAGCAGCAGAUGUACAAGCUGGACAUAGGCUGGCCUAAAACUCCAGAACACUUCACUGGCCAAACAUUUUGUGUUGCUGUUGACUCUCUCCAUGGUUUGGUCUAUGUAGGACAAAGGGGAGACAAUGUGCCAAAGGUACUUGUAUUCUCAGAAGAAGGCUAUUUUCUUCACUCCUGGAAUGAUACAGUUGAAAUGCCUCAUGGUAUCUUUGUAUGGAACACUGCAACAGAAAGUUCAGUGUGGAUCACAGAUGUUGGGACAGGGAAAUAUGGACACACAGUGAAACAGUAUAGCCCUUUGGGUAAACUUAAGCAGGUUUUGGGCACACCAGGUAAUGCUGGUUCAAGUUUGAUUCCCCUGCAGUUUGAUCAACCAGCAGAGAUCUUUGUGGAGGAAACUGGAGAAAUCUAUGUUGUUGAUGGAGAUGGAGGAAUGAACAACAGAUUGCUCAAACUGUCAGAUGACUACAAAGAGAUAUGGCUGACUGGAACAAAUGGGAGCGGCAUUGGUCAGUUCAAGAUUCCUCACAGUGUAACAGUGGAUGCUUUUGGACGGGUAUGGGUUGCAGACAGAGGCAACAAGAGAAUCCAAGUGUUUGAUAAAGUCACAGGAGAAUGGCUUGGGUCUUGGAGUGGCUGUUUUUCAGAAGAUGGACCCUACUCUGUCAGGUUUACUGCUGAUUACAAAUACCUGAUUGUAGCUCAGCUGAAUAUCAACCGGUUGGCAAUCUUGGCAGCACCUCCAGUUGGCUCCAUUGGGGAUUGUGUCAUGGUCCACAGUGUCCAGCUGGCUGAUGAAACCAAACCACAUCUUGUGGAUGUAGACAUGAGGCAUGGAGCAAUCUAUGUUGCAGAGAUUGGAGCCCAGCAAGUACAAAAAUAUGUACCCUUAAGCUGAUGGUUUCCCACAACUGCCAUGGCACAAGCUGUGUGACAUUUACGACCUAUGACCACAUUUCCUUGAGAUUUUUAUAGCUUUUGUUCCCAGAACUCUAGAGCUAAGACUCUGUCCUAGCUGUUGUGGAGUUCUGGAGAAAUACUUGGUCUUCAGCUGUUACUUGUUUAAGUAAUGAUGUGGUGGCUUUUACUUUUGUUGCAAUUAUAAAAUAAGCAUUUUAAUUUUAUUAUAUAAAACUUUACAAACACAACUGUUGAUCUUAAUAUAUGGGGUCAACUUGGGGCUCUACUUAGACUGUGUGUGUUGUUAAAUGGUCAGAAAUGUCUGAAAGAAGUUUUAUAAAUUAUUUCCUGGGACAAGAGCACUUCAUUUCAAUGUUUCUUCACUUUGUUUUUUGAAUGGUUGUGCUGAUGCUGUCCAACAGAGAAUAUAAGGAUGUGUCUCAGUGUUAAAUUAGAUGCUGCUGGAUAUUGGUGUCAGUACUGAUACUGGCAUCUGCCUUAGGGGGUUAAUGACAUAAGUAUUGAAAUCUGUUUUCAGAUUCACAGAUAUAGCUCUAGCUAAAGCCAUAAAGUCUGUAAUAAGCUUGAGCUGAAUUGAUAUUAGACACUUCAAACUAAAUUAAAAGUAUCUGCACAGCAGCCAAGUACUGAUUCUUAACUAAAUCAGUUCUUAACCUUAGUUGAUUUAUAUCAGCGUGAGUUUUCUGUUCCAUAAGAUUUCAGAGUGGAACAUAUUGAGGUUUGAGCCACAUAAGUUCCUCAAGAAAAAUCUGCAGUUUGCUAGGAAAGUCUUAGUCAGCAGUAGGGACUGGGAGACAUAUGAUUUUCUUCUGAUUUAAUUAAAGCUCUGUUAACAGCAGAAAUUGUUAACAGCAAGGCAUCUGUUUUAAUUUAUUUCCAGAACUCAGACUUCAUCAACUCCAUUAAUGUGUAGAGUUAAGUUUCUUACACUAUAUUAUAGCAGAUGUCUCUAAGCUCUGUCCUAAAAAAUCCUGCCUCUCCAUUCCCAGAACAAAAUGAUUCUGCUUUCUUUACAUGUUGCUACAAGAUUUUAAGUUCACUUUAAAAUACUGAACAGAGGGAACCAAGUAUGGGAAAACUGGGAUGGGGAAGAUGACAAGGCAGGAAUGAGACCAUGGCUAACUGAUUACCAUGGUAAAACUGUGGAUCCACAUUCCAUAUUUUCUAUCUCUUUAAAACAUUUGAGAGGAUUUUUGCUGUUUCCACACACUUACUCUACUGUGUGGAUCAUUCCAAUGCUAAUUACCAGCUAAGAGAGGUACUUUUUUCUACUUUCUUAAAAAGGGAGUAUGGAAAAUGGAAUUGUAGUGAUGGGAAAUACCUGCUUCAGUAAACAUUAUCAAAAGCAAAUGCUACUUAAUUUUGUAGGUUUCAACCUAUGAUCACAAAUUUGUGAGUCAGCAGAUGGAAAAGCUAUUGAGAAAAGUUAGAUUUGUAUUUUCUCUGGAAAGUAACUCAGCUGUGGAGCCUGACUGCCUGAUUUCAGCACUAUUUGAGAUUAUUGCACUAAAUGUGAAUGCUUUGUUGUUGGCUACAUCCACAACAAUAAGACCAGAUCCCACCUGGGGCUGCCCUCACUCAAGCCUUAGAAGCAGAACUUCAAGGUUAUACACUAGCAAAUAUGGUCCAUCACUCAUGUGGUCUUGAAUGGGAGCUAGUAAGCAACAUUUAUUUGCUGAAAAAGUAGCAGCACUUCCUCUAGACCUAUGUGGAUAUGUUCACACAGUGUGUUGUGUGACUUUUCUAACUAGUUUUUUACUAGCUCAGGGAUCUCUGCUCUGUGUGCAAUUUAGCUAUUUCUUGUCUACAUAAGGUGGGUUUAUUUUAUAAAAUUUAACUGUAAAAUCGUUAUAUUUGACCAUAUCUUGGUGGUGUAGGGGGUCCAGGCAUACCCAUCUUGCUUCACUACAUCCUCUCCUUAUUUAUUUUUAAUUUGUCACAUCCAUUUGAAAAUAGAACUCCAAGCUUUCUGGGAACAUGUUUUUGUGUUCAGUAAGGCAAUAUAGUGCACUUUUGGAUGUUGACAAAUAACUUGCUUGUACAAGUUUCUGUUUGCUGCAUGCAUCUGCUCUCAGCUCUUUUUUUAUGAGCCUUUGCAGCCCCAAGAAUUGGAGAGCACCCAUCCAGUUUUGUGUGGCUUUACUGAGAUAGGCCAAGGUGCCAAAAUGUGCCUUGCCACAUUUGAGCAUCUGUGAUAACAAGGGACAAGGGAUGCUUAUUAUUGAUAAUUAUCAGAUGCUUAGACUCUGUUUUGUCUCUGUGUCUAUGACCAGACUGAGAAAAUGAUUUUGUGCACUAACUUGCUAAUUCUCUGAAUGUUUUCUUAUAUAUCACCUUGAAAACGAUUUCUGAAGAAAUGAAUAGUAUGAGAAUUUGAUAAAAUAAAUUGAGAAUUUCCCAUUAUUAAAGUA